CCCUGACCCUGCCUGCCGUCUUGUAUCUUUGCCCCACCUAUCUGGAUUACUGACCUCUGCCUGCCCUUGACCUGCCUUUUGACUACCCCUGUUCUAUUAAUAAACUGUUGUUACUUUGACUUUGUCUGCAUCUGGGUCUUACCUGAAACAUACAAUUAGCUCAGAUUGCUGGGUGCAUGCAUGUUUAUCCAUAUUUUCACUAAUGUGUGUUAAUUAUAGAGCAGUUGAUCCACAUUCUAAUCAAGUUUAUUGUAAUCAAGUUCUAGUUCCUCAAUGUAUUUUGUUAUAUGUUUUCAUUAAUCUAUAAUUCAGUAUUUAAAUCAAGUUUAUACUUGACCCUGGUAGUCAAUUUUCUAUAUCUGUUUACUAAGUUGAAUUUUGUGCAUAUUUUGGAAAAAAGAAAAUCCUUAUUGACAAAUGAAAGAACAAUCAAUGCUAUCAAAAAUGAAAUAGUAUCUCAACAGUACUGGUGCAUGUGAAACAUUGUGGAACGUUGAGGUCUGAAUACUACAAAAGACUGAAUUUUGACCACGUGAUAGGCCCAUGUGCAAAAUUCGGCUAAAUUGUUUCCCCCCGGCCCCCCAUGUAGUCUAAUGUGAUUGGUGAAGUAGUUUGCUGUCAGAACAAGAAGGAAAUUGCGGGUUGUUGUGACAUAGAGAGAUACCGUAUAGAUUUUCAGUAACUGGUAGUGACACCAGCAACCCCAUCAGCGUGGCCAGGCAUGAGAGCUGAUAUCUGAGGAUUUAAACCACCAGCACCACAAUGGAGGUCCCUGCCAUCAGUAACAACCUCAACCUUUCAAAUGGGGACUUGGAUCCCUCUGACACCCCUCCCACCAUGUCCAUUGACAAGCUCUUCCCAGCACUCUUGGAGUGUUUUGGGAUCAUCUUGUGUGGCUAUAUUGCUGGUCGAGCAAACAUCAUCACAUCCACACAGGCCAAAGGAUUGGGGAACUUUGUGUCCAAGUUUGCCCUCCCAGCAUUGCUCUUUAAGAACAUGGUACUCUUGGACUUUGGGAAUGUCAUCUGGCCAUUUUUGUGGAGUAUUCUCAUCGCCAAGGUGUCUGUGUUUUUCAUUGUGUGUGUGAUUACACUACUGGUUGCCAGUCCUGACACUCGCUUCAGCAAAGCUGGCCUAUUCUCCAUCUUUGCUACUCAAAGCAAUGACUUUGCUUUGGGAUACCCGAUUGUUGAGGCCUUGUACAAGAACACACACCCAGAGUAUCUACAGUACAUUUACCUGGUAGCACCAGUGUCCCUCAUGCUUCUCAACCCCAUUGGGUUUGCCUUCUGUGAGAUCCAGAAGUGGAGGGAUCAGAGAGACCGGCAGCAGCGCAAACUCCAGAUAGUGGGUGUGGUCAUCCUGCAGGUUCUGAAGAACCCCAUGGUCUUCAUGGUUGUUAUUGGCAUUAUCUUCCACUUCAUCCUGGAUCAGAAGAUCCCUGCUUUCAUGGAGCAGUUUGUGGAUGGCCUGGCCAACUCUUUUGGAGGAGCAGCUCUGUUCUACUUGGGCCUCUCCAUGGUGGGCCAGUUGGGGAAGCUCACCAGGUCCACGGUUGUAGCCCUUAUCCUGCUCAUCACAGCAAAACUGUUGGUGAUGCCAUUGAUCUGUCGAGAGACGGUGGAGCUGCUGGAUGCUGACAACACCAGCUCUAAUCUCGAACACUCCAGCCUCUCCAACUAUGCCUUCCUCUAUGGAGUCUUCCCUAGUGCCCCCAGUGUGGCCAUCUAUGCUGCUCACUAUAACAUGGAGCUACAAGUUGUUACCUCAGGGAUGGUAGUAAGCACAUUUCUCUCAGCUCCCAUUAUGUAUGUUUCUGCUUGGUUGCUGACAAUACCAUGGAUGGACCCUAAGCCAUUGAUGGAUUCUCUGCAGAAUGUCAGCUUUAAUGUCAGCAUCAUCAGCUUAGUUGCACUGGCUUGGACAGUUACUGUCAUGUUCCUGAGUAAGAAAUUUAAGAGACUACCUCACAUGUUCACCGUCAACCUGUUCUUGGCACAGAUUCUAGCUUGUGUUAGCAUGAUCAUGUGGAACUUUGUCGUGAGACAAGACCGCUUCAUUGGACACGUGUUGACAUUCACACUGUUGUACGGCUCACUGUACAGUACUUAUGUAUGGCCAGGUCUGAUAGCACUUUCCCUUGUGUUGAUGAAGAGAGGUGGUGAGCUGAAGGUUGCGCCAGGCUUCCUGGUGAUUGCAGGCUGGGGAGUCCCAGCCCUUGUGGCAGCAGUGCUCCUCGUAACUGGGGAGAGGAUGCCUGACACCAUCGAUUCGGCUUUCUUUUAUGGAAGACCCCAGAUCAUCUGCACCUCAGUUGUGCUUGCCUUCAGCAUAGUGCUGGGCGGGUGCUCUUUGGUGGGCCUCCGUCGAGGCACGUGGGACUCAAAGUACCAUGUCCUGGAGAGAGACUCUAUGCUAGGCACUACUGAGGAUCUGAGGCCCCAGACUGGCCCAGAUACCCAAACUAUCCCAGAUAUCUGUGACAUGUUUGAGUCAGCCGGAACUGGAAGCAUCAACAUAGGUCAGUGUGAGACUGGCUGUGAGUCGCCAGGCUGUCUACUGGCCCAGGAGGAACAGCAGGUGGCAGACAGACAGGUGGCCCGCCAUGUGCUCUUAUGCCUGCUACUGACCGUCAGCCUACUAGCUAACCUGUCCAGCUGCCUGUGGUGGCUCUUUAGUCGAGUUCCUGGGAGACUUUACUUAGAGCUGCAGUUCUUCUGUGCUGUGGUCAACUAUGGACAGGGCUUCAUCUCGUUCGGGCUUUUUGGGCUGGACAAACAUUUGAUAAUACUGCCAUUUAAAAAGAAGAUAUCCUGUCUGUGGCAUAGAAGGAAGCCAGAGGAGCAGCCUCAACUGGUUGUAUCUGAUGACAUCAUGAUGACCUGCACUCAGUUCAUCAGAUACCACAAAGAGCAGUGUGUCCGGGACAUUGUCCAGAAUAAGAGGUGUGGGGAGAGGACAGUGGCGAACACUUUUCUUGGCAGUGAGCUGGUAGAGUGGCUGUUGCAGGUGGGUCUGUCACAGGACCGAGGAGAGGCGCUGCUCUACGGGAUCCGGCUGCAGCAGGGUGGGGUGCUCCAGCACAUCACCCAGGAGUAUGGCUUCAAAGAUGACAACCUGCACUACUGCUUCACAGCAUAAGGUGGGCCCUGGGUGGGCCCCAGUCUCUGUUUUCCAGAGGCACAGGAUGAAAAAGAGCUAUCUACCAGACCUGAAUCCAGGUCGCUACCUACAUAGCACUAGCAGUAUUGGUUGACUUGAAGAGUCUGCUGAUAAAAAAAAAAAAAAAUGCUUUUAUUGUUUU
This is a messenger RNA of Salvelinus sp. IW2-2015, 3304 nucleotides long. Its product is annotated as lysosomal cholesterol signaling protein-like. NCBI's taxonomy places the organism in Eukaryota, Metazoa, Chordata, Actinopteri, Salmoniformes, Salmonidae. Gene Ontology annotation, biological process: intracellular signal transduction; transmembrane transport; negative regulation of BMP signaling pathway. The record is from RefSeq and is a predicted model, not a curated record. Gene Ontology annotation, cellular component: membrane.